Molecule: messenger RNA, 1351 nt
Organism: Pecten maximus
Lineage: Eukaryota; Metazoa; Mollusca; Bivalvia; Pectinida; Pectinidae
Exons: 3
Coding region: 396-875 (159 amino acids)
Source: RefSeq, a predicted model, not a curated record
UUACUGAAUUUACCCAAGAUGUCAAUACAUAUUGCAUGUGUAUGUUCGCUGUCUUUCAAUUUCCGUUGAUCAUGGUAUAUUGUAGAGGACUAUGAUGCAUAUGAAAAUGUACUAAAGCUUAAGGAUAGAUACAGGACGUCCAGAAUGUGUAUUUAUCAUGAAUUGGGCGUUCCAACAAUUCAUGUUCAAUACAUUUGUAUCCGACUUGUGAAUGGUUCACAGGAUGUUAAUGAUGGUAGAUCAUACACACAAUAAAUAAUCGGAAGUAAUAAAGACUUAUUGCUGGUACAAAUAGACGAAUAGGCAAAAUCGUGUGUUUUCGUGAAUAACAGAAAUAAUGGAAUUGUGAAAUGGAACCACAACUGGUAAACGGAAGGUAACUUGAAUAAUGUAAAAUGUAUGUUGGCGAAGAGUUUAACACGUACGACGAGUUUGAGACACGUGUAGCCUCGCUUUGUCAACAUCACACAUCAAGUUCUACAGACAGUGGUGGACGGGGUAAACGUGUAAGAGUUAGAUGCAGCCGCGCAGGUAGUGUCUGUGUAAACGUCAUCACAAGACGGGAACUAUGUCAUCACCAACGAACCGUGACGUCACAGUGUCAAUUUAAAAUCAUAUUGACGACGAAGGAGGAUGGAAAAUGUGUCGUUAUUGGUGCGAACCUGGAACAUGACCACGAUAUUUGCCAAGAAAUCUACUUCCAGUUUCCAAACAUACGAUAUCUACAUAAGAACAGUAGCCAUUACGGACUGACCAGGGGACAGCUCGGGGAGGUUGUCGAAUGGCUGGACAAUAGCGGGUCAAAGCAUCCUCGUCUCCAACGCGUGUACAGAUUGUUGAAAAUGGCGCGAUACCAAACACUUGGAGAUCACUGACCAGUAUUAGAAAGGUCGUAUUGCAGUUCGGCAGGUUUUUAUUAAGGCAAUAUAGUCGCUUUACAUGUAGAAGGAAUUUUCACCCGAAUUAGGAGACAAGGCAUUCGCAUUAUAUCAAUAUUAUUACUAUACGUGAAUUUUUAAAUUUUUAACGUCGAACAAAUUAAAAGUAUAGCAGAUCCUUUUAGAAUAACUGCAAUAUAUAUGCAUGUAACAUAACAUCAACCAAGCAUUUAUAACCCUGGUGGCAACAACAGAAACAUCUAUCCCCUGCUUAGGGAAGAAAGAUAUCGUUUGAUCCAUGUGGCUUUAAUGCACUGACUGUGAACCUACCUGCCAUAAUCAAUGGAUUAGAAAAAUAAAUCAAAAUUGACUUCGAAAUAAGAUGUAAAAUCCACUUAAAUGUCUGUUUCCGGGUUCGUCUCUUAGUCACAGAACUGUGUGUAAAGCAUUGUCAACUUUAAACAAUAAAAUAC